UAUUAUUCCGUCUGCGCAGUGCCUUUUGAGUGUAAUAUACCUAAAGUAACAGCAGCAGUCAGGUCUCACUGAUCACUGCGAGCACUUGCAUUUCUGACACUUUUUCUUCUAUGUGCCAUAUAUUUCUAAUGUCCUGACAGCGUUUGGAGUGAGCAGGGGCGAUGCGGCUGUUUUUGCGGUGCCUUUGGGGGCUAAUUUGGUUCGGGGUGUCUGCAAACCGCGCAGGAUCUCCUGUGUUUUCUGAUGAGAUUCCGUUUAAAAUCAACUGGCCGGGAGCAGACUUUACUCUGCCAAUGUCCGGAGUCCUGUACAAAGAAGAUGAUUAUGUUAUCAUGACAACUGCAGAAAAAGAGAAGUACAAGUGCUUAUUGCCAUCUUUGUCCGGCACUCAGGAGGAUGGUGCGAAGGAGUACAGUGGGCCAAACCCAGCAGAGUUGCUGGAGCCUUUAUUCAAACAGGACAGUUGCUCAUACAGAAUUGAGUCAUACUGGACAUAUGAGGUGUGCCAUGGGAAACAUGUACGGCAGUAUCACGAGGAAAAAGAGACGGGGCAGAAGCCAAACCUACAAGAAUACUUUCUGGGUACCAUGAAAAAAAGUGAUGGUGCAGAAUCAGAUACAGAAAAAUCCAGCACAUCUAACAGCGCUAAAGAAACUGAUGCUAACACAGAGGUGCCAACGAAGAAUAUAGAAGGUCAGUUGACGCCAUACUAUCCAGUACAGAUGGGACAUGGGACAGAAUGCCCUCUUAGACAGAAUGAGCCUCGCUCCACAACAGUGCUAUAUGUUUGCCACCCCGAGGCCAAGCACGAGAUCCUCACCAUUGCCGAGGUCCUCACCUGCCAGUAUGAGGUGGUGAUACUCACUCCCCUGCUCUGUUCACACCCCAAAUACAGGUUUAAGUCUUCCCCGGUGAAUGACAUCUUCUGCCAGGCUCUGGGUGGUUCUCCUCUCCGACCUCAGUCUCUCUCUCAGCUGGAGCGUGAGCAGGAAGAGCUGAGGAAGCCAUCGUUCAGCUCCAGCAUUGAGAGGCAAGAGAGAGGAUCCAGGGAGGAAGCAUAUACCUCUACCCAUAAGCCCCUGACGGUCGGUGGGCAGUCCAAGGUCACGGUUGGCACCACCCACAUCUCUCGUCUCACCGAUGAACAGCUGAUCAAGGAGUUUCUGAGUGGUUCCUACUGUCUACAUGGGGGUGUUGGAUGGUGGAAGUAUGAAUUUUGUUAUGGAAAGCACGUCCAGCAAUAUCACGAGGAAAAAGAGCAGGGGAAGAACAUUGUGGUGGUGGGUACCUGGAACCAUGAGGAUCAUUUAAACUGGGCCAAGAAGAAUGUGGCCCGAUCUUACCAUUUGAAGGACAGUGUACCACCCAAAGUGAAGGUUGUGUCUCACUUCUACGGCAAUGGAGAUGUUUGUGACCUAACCGGGAAACCAAGACAGGUUAUAGUCAAGCUUAAGUGUAAGGAAUCAGAUUCCCCUCAUGCUGUUACGGUAUACAUGCUGGAACCUCAGACUUGCCAAUACGUUCUUGGGGUCGAGUCACCAGUAAUAUGCAAGAUCCUGGACACUGCGGAUGAAAACGGUCUACUCUUUAUCCCUAGCUAACCUAAAUCAUUGGAAUAAAGAGGGAGAACUGAACAAUGAAGAAUUCAACGAAGGAGGACUGAAUAACGAAUGCUUGGAGGGAGAAAGAGAGAUGGUCUGAUAAUGUUCAGCAGAUCAUCGGCAUGCUGAAUCUCAGCCCUUUAAGAAACCAGUGAAAACUUCCUCAAUGACUGCUGUCUCUUGUUUAAAGACCAAACCGGAAGGUUUCUUGAAACUGUUUUAAACCUGAAGAUGCAGCUGGGACUGGUUUCUCAAUGUUUUAUUACCAAAUCUCAAACCUCAUCCAAUCCUUAUCUUUUGGCACGCUUAAAUGGCUGGCAGGUUGCCCGUCAAUAUCAGUUCAUUGGUUUUAACUGCAUAUUAUUUAUUUGGUCAAACUCCUUCUUGUUUUUAAAGAAAAAAUGUUGUUUUGAAGAAACUAAAAGGUAAUACACUGUCUUGUACGCACAGGAACGUGAAUGUAAUUAAACUAAUAUUUAAGAAUCA
This is a messenger RNA of Paramisgurnus dabryanus, 2087 nucleotides long. RefSeq names its product endoplasmic reticulum lectin 1 (gene erlec1). NCBI's taxonomy places the organism in Eukaryota, Metazoa, Chordata, Actinopteri, Cypriniformes, Cobitidae. Gene Ontology annotation, cellular component: endoplasmic reticulum lumen. Gene Ontology annotation, biological process: ERAD pathway; endoplasmic reticulum unfolded protein response; retrograde protein transport, ER to cytosol. The record is from RefSeq and is a predicted model, not a curated record.